Raphanus sativus (radish) is the source of this 984-nucleotide messenger RNA. RefSeq lists its product as uncharacterized. Gene Ontology annotation, molecular function: RNA binding. The record is from RefSeq and is a predicted model, not a curated record. The transcript is spliced from 6 exons. Lineage: Eukaryota; Viridiplantae; Streptophyta; Magnoliopsida; Brassicales; Brassicaceae. The coding region runs from base 1 to 984 and encodes 327 amino acids.
AUGGCUUCUCCAACCUCAUCCCAUGGUCCUUCUAUGGCGAUAACACAAACCCUAAACCCAACUGCACCUCUCUUCUUUCCCAGAUACCCUUCUCUGCAUCAUUACUACUUCUUGCCACCACCGCAGAUUCACUUCAUCUCCAACCCUAACCUCCCUCUUCCCUCUUAUAUCCUUGUGUACUAUCCUUUAUGGCAUAAUAAUCUUAACCCUACUAAGUUUGAGGCAACACAAGAACUGCCCCCACUUCAUUCUCAAGUCCCUAGCCAAGAGCUGGCUCAACCACCGACCUGUAGGAAAAGGGGUUUUGGCUGGGGAAGAAGCUGCCGACACCGUAAUAAGCUGAUGAGGAGGAGGAUGAGGAUGAGGAUCCAGUAUCAAGCUGAGUCCAACGGCGAUACAACUGUCAUGCUUAGAAACAUACCCAACAAGUAUACGAGAGAGAUGCUUAUUGAGUUUCUUGACGAGCAUUGUGAAUCAGACUCAAAUAACAAAGAGGAAGAUGAAGAGAUUGCCUAUGAUUUCUUGUAUCUUCCCAUCGAUUUCAAGAGCAAAAUGAACAAAGGGUAUGCAUUUGUGAACUUCACAAAAGCAGAAGCAGUGUUAAAGUUUACGGCGGCCUGCAACAACAAGCCAUGGUAUCGUUUCGAUUCAAGGAAAAUACUUGAAAUUGCCCAUGCUCGGAUCCAGGUUUAUGCGUUGGCGAAACAUUUUGAGCAAAUGUCAUAUCCGGUUGAAGCCUACAGUGCGGUGUGUUUCAUCCCUGCUCGCAGAGGACCAAAGAGUACGGGCCUCACUAUCAUGGUCGGGAAAUGCACCGAAGAAAAAGGAAAAGAAAGGACUCAGACACCGAACCAAAUCCAAGGUCUAUUUGUAAUGGGUGUACUUAAAAAGAAAAAAGAAAGGACUCAGACACCGUACCAAAUCCAAGUUAAAACCCUGAAAAGUUUACUUUUGGAUUUGGUUUUAGAUGUGUGUGAGUUUUGA